Messenger RNA from Mustela lutreola (European mink), 681 nucleotides. RefSeq names its product epididymal sperm binding protein 1 (gene ELSPBP1). The transcript is spliced from 5 exons. The coding region runs from base 10 to 681 and encodes 223 amino acids. The record is from RefSeq and is a predicted model, not a curated record. NCBI's taxonomy places the organism in Eukaryota, Metazoa, Chordata, Mammalia, Carnivora, Mustelidae. Gene Ontology annotation, cellular component: cell surface. Gene Ontology annotation, molecular function: heparin binding.
CCAGUUGAGAUGAACCCAUGGUCCAGUUACCUGUUGGGAUGGACGACCUUCGUCCUCUACUCCUUUGAGACAAGUGGAAAUCAGAAAGAUUCAUGUGUCUUUCCCUUCAUCUACAAGGGGUCUUCCUACUUUUCUUGCAUCAAAACCAAUAGCCUCUCCCCUUGGUGUGCAACCAGAGCCAUUUACGAUGGGCAGUGGAAGUAUUGCAUGGUGGACGAUUACCCACGAUGCAUCUUCCCCUUCAUCUAUCGAGGAAGGUCCCAUAACACCUGCAUAAUGGAGGGCAGCUUCUUUGGAAGGCUGUGGUGUUCUGUCACCUCCAGCUUUGAUGAGAAACAGCAGUGGAAAUACUGUGAAAUCAAUGAGUAUGGGGGAAAUUCUUUCAGCAAGCCCUGCAUCUUCCCCUCCAUCUACAGAAAUAGCACGAUCUCUGAGUGUGUUGAAAAUGAAAGCAACAAACUCUGGUGCCCAACCACAGAGAACAUGGAUGCGGAUGGGAAGUGGAGCCUCUGUGCCGACACAAGAAUUUCCUCCUUGGUUCCUGGGUUUCCAUGCCACUUCCCAUUCAACUAUAAAAACAAGAAUUAUUUUAACUGUACCAACAAAGGAACAAAGCAGAACCUUAUGUGGUGUGCAACGUCUUAUGACUAUGACCGGGACCGCACCUGGGUGUAUUGUUGA